Fraxinus pennsylvanica is the source of this 321-nucleotide messenger RNA. The record is from the annotation of a GenBank genome assembly. NCBI's taxonomy places the organism in Eukaryota, Viridiplantae, Streptophyta, Magnoliopsida, Lamiales, Oleaceae.
AUGGGGGACUCGAUUGGUCCAAGGUUGUACAGCUGCUACAAAUGUCGAAACCAUAUAGCUCUUCAUGAUGAUAUUAUUUCAAAAGGUUUUCAGUCGAAAAAUGGGAGAGCCUAUCUUUUUACGCACGCGAGAAAUUUAUUUGAAGGGCCGAAAGCCGACCGGCAGCUGAUCACCGGUCUGCACACGGUGGCCGACGUGCACUGCGCCGAUUGCCGAGAGGUUUUGGGAUGGACGUACAAGAAGGCAUACGAGGAAUCCCAGAAGUACAAGGAAGGAAAAGUUGUGCUUGAAAAGUUUAAGAUUGUGAAGGAGAAUUGGUAG